CCCUCGUCGCCGACCACCACCCACCAUGGCGGGGGCGGCAUCUCCGCCUCAGGCCCUACCCCCGGCCCCGACCCUCCAGGCCUCCUUCCUCUGCUCCCUCGCGCUCGCCUUCCUCCGGGCCGGCCGCCUCUCCGCUGCCUCUCACGUCGUCUCCUCACUCCCCGCUCCGCCUCCCGCCCGCCUCCUCCGCCGCCUCAUCCCCGCGCUCGCCUCCUCGGGCCUCGUCGCCGCCGCCUCCCGCUUCCGCCCCGUCCCAGGUGACCCGCUCACCCUCAACUCCAUCAUCCUCUCCUACUGCAGCCUCCACGCGCUCCGGCCCGCGCUUAGCCUGCUCCGUUCCUCCUCGGGGCCCCAGCCGCAGGUCGCGGCCGACACCGUCAGCUACAACAUCUUCCUCGCUGGCCUCUCCGAGCAGGGACACGGGAGGCUCGCGCCGCCCGUGCUCUCCGAGAUGUGCAAGCGCGGCGUGCCCUGGGACGGGGUCACCAUGAGCACGGCGCUCGUGGGGCUGAGCAGGACCGGACUUGUCGGCGAGGCCGCGGCGUUGGCGGAGAUGCUGGUCCGAGGCCGAGGAAUUGAUGGCUUGGGUGUGGUGGGAUGGAAUGCUCUCAUUGACGGCUACUGUAAAGUCCAGGACAUGGCCGCAGCAUUGGCGGUGGUGGAGAGGAUGACUACACAAGGGCUGUCGCUUGAUGUGGUGGGGUACAAUACCCUGGUUGCCGGGUUUUUCUACUCCGGCGAUGCUGAUGCUGCAUGGGAGGUAGCGGAGAGGAUGAAGGCGGAUGGGGUGGAGCCGAGUGUGGUCACACACACGACGCUCAUUGGGGAGUAUUGUAAGAUGAAGCGGAUCGAGGAGGCGUUCACUCUGUACGAGGGUAUGGUCAGGUCGGGUGUGCUGCCUGAUGUGGUCACCCUUAGUGCUCUUGUUGAUGGCCUAUGCAGGGAUGGCCGGUUCUCAGAGGCAUAUGCACUUUUCAGGGAGAUGGACAAGAUUGGAGUCGCUCCAAACCAUGUGACAUAUUGUACAUUUAUCGAUUCAUUAGCGAAAGUGCAGAGGGUGAACGAGUCACUGGGUCUAUUGGGAGAGAUGGUCUCAAGGGGCGUGGCCAUGGAUCUGGUCAUGUAUACAACUGUGAUGGACCGUUUAGAGCUGGCAAUAUCGAUGGCGCAGAGCAGAUGCUGUUGCAAAUGGAGGAGAAAUCCGUUAGCCCCAAUGUUGUCACAUUCUCAUCAAUCCUCAAUGGUCUUGUUAAAAGAGGAUGCAUCGCCAAAGCAGCUGGCUAUAUGAGGAAGAUGAAGGACAGUGGCAUUGCUCCUAAUGUUGUUACUUACGGAACGCUUAUCGACGGCUUCUUCAAGUGCCAGGGGCAAGAAGCAGCUCUUGAUGUGUACCGUGAUAUGUUGCAUGAGGGUGUUGAGGCAAACAACUUUAUUGUUGACUCACUGGUGAAUGGUUUGAGAAAGAAUGGGAAUAUAGAGGAAGCUGAAGCAUUAUUUAAAGAUAUGGGUGAACGUGGUCUGUUGCUAGACCAUGUCAACUAUGCCACCUUAAUGGAUGGGCUUUUUAAAACAGGAAACAUGCCAGCUGCUCUUAAGGUUGGUCAGGAGUUGAUGGAGAGAAAUCUGUCACCUGAUGCUGUUGUCUAUAAUGUGUUUAUCAAUUGCCUUUGCAGGCUUGGCAAGUUCAGUGAAGCAAAAUCUUUUUUGAAAGAGAUGAGAAAUACGGGCUUAGAACCUGAUCAAGCAACAUAUAACACUAUGAUUUCUGCACAGUGUCGGGAAGGGAAUACCUCAAAAGCUCUAAAGCUACUGAAUGAAAUGAAGUGGAGUUCAAUAAAGCCUAAUCUCAUCACAUAUACUACACUUGUUGUGGGCCUUCUUGAGGCUGGGGUUGUGGAGAAGGCAAAAUAUUUACUAAAUGAGAUGGCUUCUGCUGGAUUCACUCCAACCCCUCUGACUUAUCGAAGGGUGCUGCAAGCAUGUUCUGGAAGCAGGAGCCCGUACGUGAUUUUGGAAGUUCAUGAAUUGAUGAUGGGUGCUGGUCUUCAUGCUGAUAUCACUGUCUAUAAUACACUCGUGCAUGUUUUGUGUUGCCAUGGAAUGACAAGAAAAGCUACAAUUGUUUUGGAUGAAAUGUUGGGGAGAGGAAUUGCACCAGACACUAUCACAUUCAAUGCUCUCAUUCUUGGCCAUUGUAAGAGCAGUCAUCUAGAUAAUGCAUUUGCAACGUAUGCUCAGAUGCUUCAUCAAGGACUCUCACCAAAUAUAGCUACAUUCAACACACUUCUGGGUGGCCUUGAGUCCGCUGGAAGAAUUGGAGAGGCAGAUACUGUUAUCUGUGAGAUGAAGAAGAUGGGCCUUGAACCCAAUAAUCUCACCUAUGAUAUACUGGUGACAGGAUAUGCAAAGAAAAGCAACAAAGUUGAAGCACUGAGGCUGUAUUGUGAGAUGGUGAGUAAAGGCUUUAUUCCCAAAGCAAGCACAUAUAAUUCACUCAUAAGUGACUUUGCUAAAGCUGGAAUGAUGAAUCAAGCUAAAGAGUUGUUCAGUGAGAUGAAAAGGAGAGGAGUUUUACAUACGUCCUCAACUUAUGAUAUCCUUUUGAAUGGAUGGUCAAAGCUUAGAAAUGGAACUGAGGUAAGAAUACUUCUCAAAGAUAUGAAAGAGCUAGGGUUUAAACCAUCUAAAGGCACUAUUAGUUCUAUGUCCAGAGCAUUUUCAAAGCCGGGAAUGACUUGGGAAGCUCGACGUUUACUUAAGACCCUUUUCAAGGUUUAGGGAAAACAUGAAGUGUCAAUAUAUUAUCUGUCUAGGAUAGAUGCUCAAUUGAGAUGAUUCUCCCAGAACUGUACAGUUGCAAAAAGGGGUCCUUACUGUUGGAGUGUCUUCUUUGCUAAGCCAGAUAUGCUGUUUCGUGCAUAAAGAGAUCAUAGCAAAUGCAGUUAAUUCUGAAAAGAGAUGGGUAGGUGCUUCAGAAGACCAGCUUGAUGUCGUGACUUACAUUGGUUAACAAGCUGAAACCCAAAAAUAUAUACUUGUGUUAUACUCUGCCCUUGGACAGAAAGUUGUUAGGCAGUUUGUCACUCAGGGAUUCUGGAGUGAAGCACCAUUUGCAAUGAACUAAAUGCAUGAGGUUGAGACUGUUUUACACUUUUCUUACAUUUUCCAAGAAAAUUGAAUAUGUUUCUUGAAUUUAUGAAGGUUUCAAAUCUGCCUUGAUUGAUGACCUCCUACAGUUGUAAAUGGCUUGGAUGACAUAUGUAAGUUAUAUGCUUUGCUUUCUGCAAACCAGUUACUGACUGCUUGCACUUCCAUAAAGUUGAGGUGAUCUAUUCCUUGCACUACAAAAGUAUGUGUUUAUUUAAUCUGCUGCUUAACAUGUUUGAUUAUAUUAGGCAACAUGUAGUUGAUCACUAGAAGUUAUCUGAUAUGAACUAUGGUACUCCCUCCAUUCAGAUAUGAUAGUCUUUUCUUCAAAUUUGAGAAAUUCAGAUAUGAUAGUCUUUUUUACGUAUGCACCUUGGGUUCCACUAUGUACGCCUGUGUCGCUUUCCUUCGCCGUGCGGACGCGCUUCUCAGGACAGAGACAAAAGGAAGGAUUUGGCACGGGAAAGCGGGAAAAAACGAACUGUUUCACGGAGUUGCCUCGUGGUAUUAAAGGCCUGUGACACUGAACAGUCCCGUGGCGGAAAAACAGCAGACUAACGGAUAUUACCGAUGGAUGAAGUAAUUAGGUGAUAAGCAAGCCACUCUUCCCUUGACCAUCGUGCCAUUCUAAAAAGAGACUAUCAUAUCUGAAUGGAGGGAGUAAUUGAUAAGGCUAUGGCAGUCACCAGAUGUGUAAGAGUGAUCUUUGUGGCAGAGAGCAGUAUCACUGAAAUCAGUACACUUUUCUGUUUCCGCUCACUUGCAUGGUAUUAUUAUUAUUAUUAUUAUUAUUAUUAUUAUCAUCAUCAUCAUCAUCAUUAUUAUUAUUGUUAUUGUUAUUGUUGUUAUUAUUAUCAUCAUCAUCAUCAUCAUCAUCAUCAUGAGGAAUCAUGACCGCUACACAAUGCCAAGCAGUGUUUACAAGUCGUCCGACUAAUCGCGAUUAAUCGCGAUUAGUCGGGCUGGUCGCCUGGAAGAGGGCGAUUAGGUGGACGACGCGAUUAGGAUUUCAAGUCGUCCUAGUCGUCCGACUAAUCGUCGACCUGGGCGAUUAGUCGUCCGGUCGAACGCUUGCUGGUCGUUUUUGUUGUCACAGUUUUGGUACUGGGCUUCACUCUAGUUUUUGGCCCAUCUAUAGUAGCCCGCCCCUCCAGCAGUAAAUCAGCCGCCACAAACCCGCCAGAAAUCCUCCUAGCCGCCAGAAACCCUCCCAGCCGCCAGUAAACCCUAAUUCUCUCCUCUGUCCUCUCUGGUUUUUGCCGACGUCUCUGCUCCAAGUGCUCCAGCCGUCCAGCAUCUGCCUCCGGCGUCCAGUACUCCAGUGCUCCGGCGUCUGUCACCUAGUCAAGAAUUGAAGAUGAGCUCGUCAUCUGAAGGUAGCACCUGCUCUCCCUUCUCUGAUUAUCUCCCAGUCUCCCUUCCCUCUAUUACCACUGGUAGCUCGUCAUCUGAAGGUGCACCUGCAGACCUCUGUUUGAGCAGUCUAUUAUUGCAGAAAUUACUGCUAGUCUGCUACUAAUUAUGCCUAUAUUAUUGCAGAAAUGCAGUGCAUAUAUAGUUAAUAUAUAGUUAUAUACAUAUACAUAUGUCCUUAAAUCUAUAGGACGACUAACGGACGACUAGAGGUCGACCAGGACCGAUUAGUCGACCUAAUCGUCGCCCUAAUCGCUAUUAGGCGCCUGGUCGCCCGACUUGUAAACAUUGAUGUCAAGCUUUGGAUUUGAAGUUUUGAACUAGUCUAAUAUGCCAAGGAAAUGGAAUACAACAACAACAACAACAAUCUUUUCAGUCCCAAGUCCCUACUACUAUUAAGAACGGAAGGUGGGCACCUGGUGCUACCAUGGCUUCACCCCACGCUGACACACUGGGCCUGCCCCACGCGUCUCCCGCCUCGGUGUCGUUCCCUGUUGGUCCCCACGCUCAGCACGCUCUCAGCUACUGACCUAGCUAUUGACCUAUGGACCCCAGCGCCCGCACACCCACCACCAGACCACACAUACCUUAGUGUUUAUAAAUAAAAAAAUAUAUAUAUAAAAAUUAGUGCAAAGCGAGCAUUUGAACACACGCUCUCCUAUAUUCUAGAAAUUUAGGGUUAACCACUAGACUACAUGUACCUUAGUGUUUAAAAAUAAACACUAAUUAUAUUUAAAUAAAUAUCUUAAUACCUAUUUAUAUAAUAUAUAAAAACUAUAGCAAAAGCACGGGCAAAUGACUAGUAUAGUUAUUAAGGCGUUAAGGCGAGUUAAGGCGAGCGUCCCCUUUUUUACCUUUUAAGCGGAAAGGCGUAAGGCGAGGCGACGCCUUAAUUAUAUAUAUAUAUAUAUUUAUAUAUAUAUAUAUAUAUAAUAGACCAAAUAUUAUUUAUAUAUCACUAAUUCGAGGUAAUAAACAAGCUAGCACAACUGUAAGGCCUAAGACCAUUUCAGCCUAAUAGAACAGAGAAACAGGGAAAAAAAUAAAGAAACCCACAAUCAGCCCAACCUAACAAAUUUAGGGUUACUUCACGUCCUCACCUAGCACAAAUCUCUCUCUCCCUCUUCUCCCUCUCAGCCACCAGCAAUUCUCUCUCAGCCACUAGCAGCUUCUCCCUCUCCUUCCCCGCAUUUCUACUUCUUCCUGCACGUCGUUGUGCCUAAGAGGGUGGGCCGCCGCUGCUUGAGAGGGAGCAAGUGCGCCGCCGAGGCCGCGCCCGUGCGGAGCUGCUCCACCCACGCGCUGCGUGCCGCCAGGGAGGUAGACUAUACGCUGCCGCCUCCACUUCACUUUUUUUCUCUCGAAUGUGCAGGAGGACUGCACAUCUUUAUAUAUUAGAGAGAAGAAAAACACCCACAAAGGGCAAAAAUACAGAACACAAACAUACAGCCAAACACACACACACACACACACACUUCUAAAGAACACACCAGGACAGGGAGAUCUGCCACGCAGGACCCGACGUCUACAAAGCAGAAACACAGUCAGCCAAACCAAUGCUCCCCAGCUGCUUGGCUCCAGCUAGAACCCAGCAAGCAAGCUCAUCAAGGAAGGAUCUCAGCACCUUCGCAAUGGAAGGGGACUCCUCAUGGAAGAUCACUCGGUUCCUAUGAAGCCAAAGGUACCAUGCCCCAAGGAUGAUAGCACUGUUGAAGCCCUUCUUCUUGUCUUUGUGGAUCUGAUUGAUCACUCCUCCCCACCACUCCACAAAGGAGGCCUCCACAGGACUAGGAAUAAGGUGUCCUAGGUUAAAAGGGGCUAGAAUGCCAUGCCAGAACUGACGUGUAAAAACACAUGUAGUUAGGAGAUGUUGAACUGUCUCCUGCUCUUGAUCACAAAGGGGACAAACAACCGGGUGGGGCAUACCACACUUGCGUAAUCUGUCAGCUGUCCAACACCUAUUUCUUAUGGCCAGCCAUAGGAAGGUUUUGCAUUUUGGGGGGGGGGCAAGAUUUCCAUAACCGCUUCCAUGGCUCAAAGGUGAUGGAACCAUAAAAUAAAACAUUAUAGCAAGAUUUAGAAGUGAACUGCCCAGAUGACUCAUGCCUCCAAACAUGUUGAUCAGUUUCUGGAGAUAAAACAACCUCACUAAUAGAGUCCCAAAGGAGAAGGUAUUGUUGCAUUCCAAUCAGAGUGAGGUAACUUGAUAUCUCUGAUCCAUUGACCAUUAAUAAGGGCUUGGGCCACAGUUCUAGUGGAGGUUAACUUCUUGUCCACCUUUGAGAAUACCAUUGGAGCUAAAUCUUUGAUGGAAUUCCCGCUCAACCACCUAUCAAUCCAAAAGAGAGUAUCAUUACCGUUUCCCACAUGGGAGAUCACUGAAAUGGCAACCAAAGCCUUGACUUGUGGCUGAACAGGGAUAUCAAGACCAAUCCAGGACCUGCUAGGGUCGGUUUUCUAUAUAGCCACAACCACCUGGCUUGUAGUGCCCAGCUUCUGUAAAGCAGAUUUGGGAGGCCAAGACCACCAAGAUGCAGUGGCCUAGUAACCUUUAUCCACAAGCCGCUCUUAACCGUGAGCACGAUUGAUAUACCAGUUUUACACUCUACAGAGGUUGCACAUCUUUAUCCACAAGCCGUGAUCCCUUAUCUGCCUCGGGUUGCGCAGACCCUUAAACACUGCCAAGGUGAGUAGGCAAGGGCUCACUACGAGGCCUUUCCAAAGUUCCACUAGCAUGAGAGAACCCGUUACGGUUUCAGGCAGAAGGGGGCGAUAUAGGAAUCCCUCGUCUGAAAAGCCAUCGUAGCAUGAUCGACUCGAGAACUUCCCUAUACCAGCAACUUCCCACACCCCACUUGCCCCUUUUGGGAAAGGAUUAACUCACACUAGCUUUCCUAAUUAAUCAGCCAAGGGUGUCCCGUUCCACCCUUGUGUAGCACUGUUUUCUCAGAUUGUCGCUCCAUGUUCCAAUUACCACAAUAAUCUUAACCAUGAACAAUAAUUGAGCCAACAAUAAUAAUAAAGCAUGAUCAUAGUUCAGAUAUAAUAUCAAUCCCAACACCUGGUAGAGCAAUAGCAAGACUACCCAAUGAUUUAUUUGUUUGCAAGGUGUAGGGUGAAUAAAACUAGGGUAACCUAUUAGGUCCCAUCAAGUUAACCUAGACAUGUCACAGUGAUUAUCAUGAACAUUAUUAGGUAAAGAUAGUGAUCAAGUGCACAACUUGCCUUUUACUUGCGAUUCUAGGUACUUCACCAAGAUGGUCUCAGAUUCCUCGUCACCUCGCUUCUAGCGUAGCAAUACAUACAAUCAAACAAAUAAUGGAUAUGAUAACAUUACACCAGAGCAUAAGAACAAACCAUACAUUAGUAUUCUACACGUCGCUACGAGAUCGUAGGUUCGAGAAUGACUAAAAUCGGAGUUAUGGUUGAAAAGAUAUGGUUUUCGGAAGACCUAUGUGAUUAAGUAAUUAAAAAUAGGUCUUAUGUUGAUUUUAUAGAUCAUGUGAGAUAGAUAAUCUAAAGAAAUAACUAUCUUAUCUUUAAUCUAAGUUAUAACUUGAGUAGAGAUCAUAUUUUGGUCAGAUUAUAAUUAUUAGCAAGAUUAAUCUACUAAACAUAGGUUUAAAUAAAUAUCUAAUUAUAGAAGUAUAUGAUAUGUUACAAAUAAUGUUGUUACUGCAUAUGUAAUUUUAUUACGAAGCUAACACAACUGGAACAGACUAAAUCAGAGUUAAGAUGAGGGAUUUAUGAAAUUUACAAGUUUCUGGACAUAUAAAUAUUAUUUUUAUGCCCAAAUUAGUUUCCAGGGACUCAGCUGCAAAAACCUGACUUAUUUUCAUUUAUUUUAAUUUACUAUUUUGGGUUUGUUUCUUAGAAAGGCGAGGUCUCUUUUGAAAAAUCACCGCGACCGAAGCGGUAUCCUUCGCUCUGGGCCGCGCGAUUAUGAAUAAACGAUCCAGAUUAGAUCUCCUAAUCCUAUGAACCAGUGUGCCACACUGGUUGUUCGAUCCGAGAUCGACAGAUCCAAUUUAAUGGUUCGAAGGGAUACACCAUGAUUUGAUUUGGGCCAUCCCCCGCACGAUCAAUGAUUGAGAGCCAUCCCCCCUUCCCCGAUGGUGUAGCAAGGCGGUGCCGCCUACCCGUCGGCGAGGUCGCCGACAUGAGGGGCGAUUCCUGCCCUCAGAGCUCCAUCACCCCAAAUUGAAAGGUACUACACGUUGCUCGACUCAAGGCAAAUUAGAUGGGAGGUUCCUUACCAUGUACGGCAACGGGGAGCCCUGACCACGUGAACGGCGGCUCGGCGGGAAGUCUUCGCUCUGACGAGCAAUUCUGCUUUUUUGAGUUGCAUCCCGUGCGCCCUGUCGUUGCUCCUUCCUUCAGCGAUCUCCCGCAAACACUCGCAAGCAGUCUUAAGGUCUUGGCGACGCCGGUGGUCUGGAUUGGCCUCGGUGGCGCCCCAUCUCUCUAUUUGCCCUCUCUCUCUCUCUCUCUCUCUCUCUUGACGGCUUGGCUCGGGAUAUUCCGGGGGCGCCAUAUAUAGGGCAGAGGGCACCAAGGUCGGUGGGUUGUUGUAGAAGAUCUCGUGAUGGAAUUGGUUGUGGUUGUUACCGCGCGCGGUGUUUGCGGGAGGAAGAGGCUUCUGGCACCUUGGCCCCACCCAACAGAGACCAAGGAGGUGCAGGCGCGAUGUGGUAAGGAGCUGGCGAUGCGGGUCUCGCCUGCCGGUGACUGAGAGAUGCGAGCGUGGGAUUGGUGAGACUGACCCCCAGGUCUCGCCCGUCGGCGCUUAUUCCCGGCUUAUGCGAGCGGAUGAGCGCGGCACAGUCACGGGGUGUGGGCGGCUGACAGGGCUGGCCCACCUGUCAGCGCGCGAUGGUUGGGCUGGCUAGUUAGUUGGGCCAAAAAUGGAGGACUCGGCCCAGGUUUAGGUAAGUUCCCCUUCUUUUUUAUUAUUUUUUGCUGUUUUCAAUUUCAAGUUUUGAUUUCAAAUUUUAAAUCUGUGUUUAAGCUCUCAAAUUCAAACAAAUGCAGCAAACAAAAAUAUACCAGCAUGAGAUGCAAAUACCUAAUGUUAUUAGUUAAUUUACUAUCCUAUUUUAAGCAAAUGCCUUUACACAUGCAACUCCUACACUAAAAAAUAGGCAUUUUUGAGAAAAAUGAUCUCUAGUAUAUUAAAAUCCCUAAGAGAGAGCUUAUAAACAUAUAAUUCAACAAACGGAUGACUGGACUUUAUGUAGAGAUCAUUUUAUUUUAAUCUGUAUUAGGAACAUGUUUAUUUUGGGAAAUGUAGCUUCAGAGGUAUGGAGAUUCUUUUUAGGGUAUUAUUAAUUCAAAACCUCUGGAGAAUUUAACCAAUUCGAAAAAUAAAAUUUUGAGGUGUUACAUUGAGCUUCUUCUUAAUGUACUACCGUGGGACGGUGGGAGCGGUCUUUCCCCUACCGUCCGAGUGUUUUUAAUAAAAUGAAUUGAACAACUAAACAAGUUGUAGAACACCAUGUUCUGAGCUGGGCGCCUGGCUCUUGCUUCAACCUGCUGCACGCUCUAGGAAUCAAUGACUCUGUCAUCCCUGUGGGAGAUUGUUCCAAAGGACCUCUGUGCCCUGCUCAUGAAUCCGUUUCUCAUCUGCCUUUUGAUUAUUUGUUUAUUUGCUCUUUUCUCCUUUUGUAGUUUUCACAAGCAUGAUAAUCAGAACAUGUUUUAUGUGCAUAGAUGGAGAGGAGCUAUUUUGGAAAACAAGUUGGUUCCUCUCUUCAAACAAAGGAUGCUAUAUGACAAAGGAAAUUCCUCAUUUUGCAUCCUUCACCAUCUUGUGUUAGGAUUGUUAUUUGUUGCUGUAGCCGGCUUCUUUCCUAUACAUCAAGGUCAUGGAUGAUUCCAGGAAUGGUGGAGGGAGGCUGAGAGCAGGGCGCCAAAACUCCAGAAAAAGGGCUUCAAUUCAAUUGUGAUCCUUGUGGCUUGGUGACUGUGGAAACACAUUGAUGGUGCCUCUCCAAACAGCAACCUUGUCCUGCAACAUAUCCAUCAAGAUGCUCAUAUGUGGGGAAUGGCUGGGGCAGCAGACAUUAGGAGACUUUGGCCUUAGUCCUGGGAGUGCUUGUUUGCUGCUGGUUGUAGUAGUGUGGUUUUUCAUGGACAUUUAUGUGUAUGCAUGUGUUUGGCCGCCGUCAGGAGGCCAUUUUUUGUACUGUUUUUGCUUUAUAAGGCCUAUUUUUGUUCUUAAUAUAAUGAUGCGCAGUCCUCCUGCAUUUUCGAGAGAAAAAAAUGGAAGACUCCACAGCUGCAGAUUUAGGAUUGGAAUACCAUAACUGAGCAUUUGUAGUUUGUAAAGCAACUCCAUACAAGGUUUAAUUGUAUCCUCAAUACAUCUUUAGAUAACUUUUACUCUGCUA
Zea mays is the source of this 10949-nucleotide messenger RNA. RefSeq names its product pentatricopeptide repeat-containing protein At5g14770, mitochondrial. Bases 26 to 1288 code for a protein of 420 amino acids. The transcript has 3 exons. Gene Ontology annotation, molecular function: protein binding. The record is from RefSeq and is a predicted model, not a curated record. Lineage: Eukaryota; Viridiplantae; Streptophyta; Magnoliopsida; Poales; Poaceae.